GGGGUCGCGGCGUGCGCGCGCCACUCUGUCGCUGUCGCUCUCAGUCGAUGGGCGUCCGCCGACCUGCCGGCCCGCAGCCAGCCUCCCGCGACACCCAAAACACCGCACGCGUUCAAAACAAAACACCGUGUUCGUUUCACUAGACACACUUCUAGACGAAAACGAGACAAUACUAGUGGUACCGGUGAUCAACAGCUGAUCGCCCGAACUGUUUUCGGCAAAUGACAACCGGCGAAUAGGUACCUAACACAAAGGGGGGCUACGAAGCUACCCUAUAGCUCGGACUACCCCGAGUUAUGCCAAACAUUGCGGCCCAGCACCAGUGAUCAGCAUCAGGAUGGCCACAGAAACGCAGGAGUACAUCAACGGCAUGAGGCCGGGCCCUCUUACCAGGGAGAUUCCCGAGUGCAUGAGGGACAAAUACACAGUGCUCCAGUCAAUCAUGGACUUAGUAGUGUUCGUAAUAUUCGCAAUAGGAACCGUGAUACAGGCCAUUUAUAGGACAAUAGUGGGAGUGCCUAAGAAGGACUUAAAAGGGAAAAUUGCCCUAGUGACCGGCGGCGGCGGAGGCCUGGGCAGCCUCAUUGCGUUGAGACUCUCCAGGCUGGGAUGCACCAUCGUGCUGUGGGACAUCAACAAACAAGGGUUGGAAGACACAGUAAAGCUGGUGAACGGCAUCGGCGGCAAGUGCUACGGGUACGUGGUCGACUUGGCCAAGAAGGAGGACAUCUACAGGGUUGCCAAGCAGGUGGAACAAGAAGUCGGCAGGGUGACCCUGCUGGUGAACAACGCGGGCGUCGUCUCCGGCCGCUACUUGCUGGACACGCCGGACCACCUCAUCCAGAGGACUUUCGAUGUCAACGUCUUGGCUCAUUUUUGGACCGUAAAGGCGUUCCUGCCAUCAAUGAUUCUGAACAACGACGGGCACAUCGUCACCAUCGCAUCCAUGGCCGGCUACGUAGGAGUGGCCAAACUGGUGGACUACUGUUCCUCCAAGGCCGCCGCCUGUGGCUUCGACGAGUCUCUCAAGCUAGAGCUCGAAUCCAAAGGCAUCAAGGGAGUCAGAACAUCGCUCAUCUGCCCAUUCUUCAUCAGGUCUACGGGGAUGUUCGACGAUGUUAACUCAAGGUUUCUACCUCAGCUGAGCUCAAACGACGUGGCCGACCGGGUGAUACUUGCCAUCCGCACCAACGAGCCUUUCGCAGUCAUACCUGGUUUCCUAAGGGUGCUACUGCCCUUUAAAUGGCUGGUGCCAUGGCAAGUGAUAGCCGACCUGAUCCGAAUUCUGGUGCCGGACGCGUCGCCCGCGCAUGCCUCGCCCGAGCCACCGACGCCCGAGCUGUCGCCGGUGCCCGAACCCGUCAAACUCGACUCCCGCCCCAUGACCCUAGUCCCACCAGCGAGACAUGACCGCCAAGUCUGAUAACAAUCCACCAACGGGUGCUAGCUGUACAAACCACGGUGGAACCUGGAACCACCACCAAAACAUUCCACUAGGAAAUUAAAAUCGACUGAAUUUCCAAAUUGGGUACUUAUAAAACAACCCGAAUUAACAUUAUGGGAUCCGCAUUUGUAAUGGGUGUCAGUAGAUAUAUUUGUACAAUAUGGGGAUUUACCGUAGCUAGUAAGUAGGUACUAUUAAAAAUAAAGCAUGGGGCCUUAAUGUUAUUAUAAUCGAUUAGUCUUCUCUGUUACUCGUAUACUUCGAUGACUCUUUGUUCCAAUUUGUAACUAAUAAUAUUGUGUAUAGUUUUGAAUUUGUUUAGAAGGGAAUAAGUUCUAAGACAAAUAGCUCAAGAUAUUAGUCAACGUAGAGAAAAAAUGUGUUUAUGUUACAUGCAUUCCAAAGCAAUGUUAAAGUGCUUAGUCGAAGUAAAAUAAGUAGAUUAUAGGUACCUAUAAACCAAACAUGUUAGUGUUUGUAUAAAUGUUUGUAACAAAUUAAGUCUUGGGAGGUAGUACAAAAUAAUGUUUCUAGAUCUGUCAUAUGGCCUUUGGAGUUUUUUAGCGGUUGUUUUAAUAUAUUUGAAUAAGUGUUAAUGUGAUAUGAAUUUUAUAAAUAUUUUAUACUAACUUUUGAGUAGGUAGGUAUUAUUUUGAAACCUUAAAGUCAUUUAGAUUACGACAGUGUUUAUUGUAAAGGUAAAUAAACUUUAUUAAAUCAUAUCACAAUAUAAAAACGGUUUCAAAAUAAUACUUAACUUAAUUAUUUAAGAUGUUACCUCUAAGAAGUCGAACAAAAAUAAUCCGACUCGAAAAGUUAUAAAACUUUACCAUUUGUAUGAGGAAAUCUAUUAAAUAAGUUUUAAGUCUUUAAAAAUUAUGCCUACAAUUGUUAUUUUAUCAAUUUUAUUUGAUU
Messenger RNA from Ostrinia furnacalis (Asian corn borer), 2359 nucleotides. Its product is annotated as epidermal retinol dehydrogenase 2. The transcript is spliced from 7 exons. The record is from RefSeq and is a predicted model, not a curated record. Gene Ontology annotation, molecular function: oxidoreductase activity, acting on the CH-OH group of donors, NAD or NADP as acceptor. Lineage: Eukaryota; Metazoa; Arthropoda; Insecta; Lepidoptera; Crambidae. Gene Ontology annotation, cellular component: lipid droplet. Bases 338 to 1423 code for a protein of 361 amino acids.